This is a messenger RNA of Talaromyces stipitatus ATCC 10500, 744 nucleotides long. RefSeq lists its product as uncharacterized. The record is from RefSeq and is a predicted model, not a curated record. NCBI's taxonomy places the organism in Eukaryota, Fungi, Ascomycota, Eurotiomycetes, Eurotiales, Trichocomaceae. Bases 1 to 744 code for a protein of 247 amino acids. The transcript is spliced from 4 exons.
AUGGAUCUUCGAAUUCAUUUUCCCGCCAGUGCAAAUGGCUACAAGAUCUUUGCAAUUAUUGGCCAUUGGAUUACAGCAGAUUUUCAGCCUCAGCAUAGAUUUCUUGACUUUCAAGAGAUAGAAGGCCCUGAUACUGGUGAGAAUCUAGUAUCUAUUAUCUAUAAGGUUCUAUGCGAGCUAGACAUCAGAGCUAAGCUUCUUUCCAUUACUGGUGAUAAUGCAAGCAAUAAUCUAGCAAUAGCUGAAAUUCUCUAUGAUUUGCUCAAAGCUGAUUAUGAACAAGGCAAUAUUCAGCAAGCAAUAAGAUAUCAAGGAGAAGAUUCAAAGCUUAUUCAGUAUGAUGUUACUACUCGCUGGAAUUCCUCUUAUUGCAUGCUCAAUGAUGCUUGGAAUCUCUUUGAUCUUCUACAAGAAGUUCAGGAUAGGGAGAGAAACUUCAAGGACUUUGACAUAGAUAUCGCUAAUGCAGUUAAAAGUGCCAUGACAAAAUAUAACAAGCACUAUACUCUUAUGGAUGAUUCAUGCGAUAUUCUCUAUAUUAUAACGCUGUUGGAUCCUCAGUUUAAGAAGCUUGUUCUUGAGCAUGAGUUACAGGAUGAAGCUAAGGAUAUUAUUACUGCUAUGCAAGAGCAGCUUGAGAUCCAGUAUUCUAUAACUUAUAAGCCUGAACUUUCUAUAGCUUCAGAAGAACCAGGACCAUCAGCUGCGUUUCAAAAUCCGUAUAAGACCAUUGUUCAGAGAUGA